AUCACGUGGUUGAAGCAUCACGAAGCUGGCUGUAUCGCAGCGCGUUUCCACUAUGAAGCAUCAUCGCGACUGCUGCGCAAUUUGACUGCAAGCCUUUGCUACCAAUUCCACCUAGGCAGCUCUCCAAACGCACAGGUUAUGCCACUCCACAGGCUUCCUGAAACCCCCACUGUGAAAGAGAAGGGCUGAUCCCCAAGCUCUAGCUACUCUCCUCCCACCUCCACCCACCUCCCUCCCUAACCACACAUAGCCCCCCACUCCCACUCCGCCGGACCCCGGACCCCAUGGCUGCAGGAGGCCAUGCCCCUGAGAAGGAUGUGUUGAUCAACCUGCAUCAGGAGGAGGAGGAUGAGGAAGGUUCCACAGAGGAGCAUGAAGAGGAGGAGGAGGAGGACUGGGAGAAGGCAUUAUCAGUGGAGAGGUUCGGGGACAUCAUCACUGAGUCCGUGUUCAGCAGCGGAGACAAAAUGGGCCGCAACUACAACGAAAAGGAUUUUGAGUAUCAUCGGCACACCUUUCACCACACUCACCACCCCCUGUCCACCCACCUGCCCCCGCCCCAGCGCCUACGCAAGCGGGUGCUCAGCAUGGACAGCGACCGCCGGCGCAAGAAGAAACGAAAGAAAAAAAAGACCUCCAUGCCGCCCUCGGAGGUCACGCCCACCAUCCAUGAGGUAGAUGAGGAGGAGGAGGAGGCGGAGUCUGAGACAGAGGGGCGGGACCAAGAGGCCACGCCCACUGAUCAGCCUGACAACCAACCACAGUUUAGCUUGGGGAGUGAGGAGGAUUUGGAUCCGGCUCUCCCUUUCACUUCCUUCCACAUGGAGAGCGAACAACAUCUGCCGUCAGAGAAGGCCACACUGGCCACGGCAGAGGAGGUGGUGGUGGAGGAGGAGGAGGAGGAGGGGGAACAGCAACAGGAGGUUCGGGAUCAACCGGAGGAUGAGGAAGGUGAUGAAGAGUCCAACAACAGGUGCCCCCCCUCUGUGGACCCCCCUAGUGUGACCACCUGCGGCUGGUUCAGGAGGAGUCCCCUCCACCCUGCACCGAGGACCAGUUACGACCUGCGGGAGCGCAUCUGCAUCGGCAGUAUGACGACCAUGGAAACAGCCGUGUACCAGAAAGUGCCCACUGACGACGCUGAGGCUGAGAUGCUGGCUAGCGCUGAUCUGGACGACAUGAAAAGUCACCGAUUCGAGGACAACCCUGGAGUGAGGCGUCACCUGGUGAAGAAGUCAUCUCGAUGCCAGCUCCUCCAGACCACCAACAGCUCUUCUCAACUGUCCAGCGUGAAGAAGAAGAGGACGGCUGACAAGAAGACCCAUGAGGUGUUUGUGGAACUCAAUGAGCUGAUAGUGGAUAAGAACCAGGAAAUGCGCUGGAAGGAGACGGCCCGCUGGAUCAAGUUUGAGGAGGAUGUGGAAGAGGAGACAGACCGCUGGGGAAAACCCCACGUGGCUUCGCUUUCCUUCCGUAGUCUGCUGGAGCUCCGCAGGACCAUCACACAUGGUGCCGUCCUUUUGGACCUGGAGCAGACCACCUUGCCUGGUAUUGCUCACCUGGUGGUGGAGACCAUGAUCAUCUCAGACCAGAUCAGAGCGGAGGACCGGGCCAACGUGCUCCGUGCCCUGCUGCUCAAACACCAAUUCAGUUUUCCUAGGCCCAGUUUGGUCCCUAGGCCCAGUUUGGUCCCUAGGCCCAGCUUGGUCCCAGAUCCCGACACAAGCCCUCCAGUAAAGAAGAGGACAGAAUGCCACCCCAACGACGAAAAGGAGGGCCUCUUCCAUCGCAACCACUCUAGUAACAGCCUUCAAGGCAGCUUCCACCGCAACCACAACCACGUUCCCAACACUGCGUUGCCCCUUGUGGCCGAAGACCAUGCAGCGGUCCACCACCACCAUGACAACAAAGCACCAGACCAUGACAAAGAGAAAUCACAUCACCCCCCCUUGCCGACGGCUCACGACCAUCAGGUUACCAAACACACAAAACUCUUAGCCAAGAUUCCCAAGGACGCCGAAGCAACCGUGGUCUUAGUGGGGUGUGUGGAGUUCUUGGAGCAGCCGGCCAUGGCCUUCAUCAGGCUGAGUGAGGCGGUGCUGCUGGAGUCGGUCCUGGAGGUGCCGGUGCCAGUCCGUUUCCUCUUUGCCCUGCUCGGCCCCGCUCAGUCCAACAUGGACUAUCACGAGAUCGGACGCUCCUUCUCCACCCUGAUGUCUGACAAGAACUUCCACGAGGUGGCUUACUUCGCGGAUGACCGGCAGGACCUGCUGAACGGCAUCAAUGAGUUCCUGGACUGCAGCAUCGUUAUCCCCCCGUCGGACGUGGAGGGCAAGGACCUGCUAAAGACGGUAGCCUCCUUCCAGAAGCAGAUGCUGCGCAAGAGGAAGGAGAGAGAGAACAUUAAGAAGGGCAUGACCCAUACCACCCCCGGGACAGACCAGGAGACCAAAGAGGUGAGCCAGGACGAGCAGGAAGAGGAGGACCAAGAGGUGGACCCCAUGAAGCGGUCAGGCAUCCCAUUCGGGGGCCUCAUCCAUGACAUCAGGCGACGCUACCCACGCUACGCCAGUGACAUCAAGGACGCCUUGGACUCACAGUGCAUUGCCGCCAUCAUCUUCAUCUACUUCGCAGCCCUCUCGCCCACCAUCACCUUCGGAGGACUGUUGGGAGAGAAAACAGAGGGCAUGAUGGGAGUCUCUGAGCUUAUCAUCUCCACGGCGACCCUGGGGGUGCUGUUCUCGCUGUUGGCCGGACAGCCCCUGCUCAUCAUCGGAUUCUCAGGACCGCUGCUGGUGUUUGAGGAGGCCUUCUACAAGUUCUGCCAGGCCCAGGGCUUUGAGUACCUGACUGGCCGGGUGUGGAUUGGCUUCUGGCUCGUCUUCAUAGUGCUGUUGAUAGUAGCGGCCGAGGGCAGCUUCUUGGUCAAAUACAUCUCACCCUUCACCCAGGAGAUCUUCGCCUUCCUCAUCUCGCUCAUCUUCAUCUAUGAGACCUUCUCGAAGCUCAUCAAGGUAUUCCAGGAGCAUCCUUUGAUGAGAAGCUACCCGCCUGCUCUCAGCCUGCCCGGUAUGGACUUCAUCAACCCCACAGACCCCGGGGGCCCGGUCCUAAACCAACCCAACACAGCCUUGCUGUCUCUCGUCCUUAUGCUUGGCACCUUCUUUGUGGCCUUCUUCCUCAGGAAAUUGCGCAAUAGUCGCUUCCUGGGCGGGAAGGCCAGAAGAGUCAUCGGAGACUUUGGCAUCCCCAUCUCCAUCCUCUUCUCUGUACUGUUGAGUUACUCCAUCCCCGACACGUACACCCAGAAGCUGAAUGUACCAUCUGGUUUCUCGGUCACGUCUCCUGACAAGCGGGGCUGGUUGAUCAGUCCAUUCGGUGACAAGAAGCCCUUUCCCUUGUGGAUGAUGGGGGCUUCGGUGGUGCCCGCCCUCCUUGUCUUCAUCCUCAUCUUCAUGGAGACACAGAUCACCUCACUAAUCGUCAGCAAGAAGGAGCGUCGCCUGGUCAAGGGAUCGGGCUUCCACCUGGACCUGCUGCUCAUUGUCACGCUGGGCGCCAUGUGCCCUCUGUUAGGCCUGCCCUGGCUCACAGCCGCCACUGUGCGCUCUGUCACGCAUGUCAACGCCCUUACUGUCAUGAGCAAGGCCACAGCGCCUGGCGAGAAGCCUAUGAUCCAGGAGGUGAAGGAGCAGCGGGUGACGGGCCUGGUAGUUGCCGUGCUCGUGGGCAUGUCUAUCGUGAUGACGGACGUGCUCCGUAACAUCCCACUGGCCGUGCUGUUCGGGAUCUUCCUCUACAUGGGCGUCACGUCGAUCACUGGCAUCCAGCUCUACGAGCGCAUCACACUCAUGUUCACGCCCGCCAAGCACCACCCCGACCACAUAUACGUGACCAAGGUGAAGACGUGGCGUAUGAACAUGUUCACCAUCAUCCAGCUGGCCUGCAUUGUGCUACUGUGGGUGGUCAAGUCGACCGUGGCCUCACUCGCCUUCCCCUUCAUCCUCAUCAUGACCGUGCCGCUCCGCCGCCUCAUCCUCUCCCGGAUCUUUGAGGAGCGUGAGCUUCAGGCGCUCGACGGGGAAAAUGAGGACUCCCCCAACUUUGACGAGGAUGGUCGGGACGAGUAUAAUGAGAUUCACAUGCUUGUGUAGACACGUCACACGGGUAGGCCCAAUCGGCUCUCUCCAUCUUCCAAGGCUCUCUCCAUCUUCCAAUCACGAGCAUGUUUCUUAUUACGUCUGGGAGCUGUGUCUUGAAAACACUCAGAUGACGUUUUUCCUCUCAAAGAGGUCAGUAGCUCUGCUGCCCUACUGUUGCUGAGCGUGUCAGGAAUCCUCAAGUGCGUGACAUGGACAUUGCACCUUUUAAACACAGACCAAUAAUUCAUAAACACUCGUCCCCACUCAAACCCUGGACAUGGGUUCUUCCUCUUACUUUUAACGGUCAAGCUCUCUACAGGUUCCGGGCGUAAGUGCAAUGACAACAACCCCAAGUACUCCAGUAGGUUGGUUUUCCCUCCCAGUGUUGGAGUCCCAUUUAUUUGGGGCACUGGUGGAAUGAACACUGGUUGUAUGACAGCCACACUGGUUUCACUGGGAGCCAAUACUCCACUGCCCUCCUCAGCAUAACUGCCUUUUUACCCUUCUUCGUACUGUAGCCAUUAUCAGUGGAAUUCAAUGACCACGUUAACCAAACAGGAAGUUCGGCAUUAUUUUCACUGUGUGCCCUCCCUUUAGUUGUGUGCUCCUCACAGGAUACGUUACCUUUUGACCUUUGUGAUUCACCUGCACCGACACACCAGUUCCCUGGUCCAAUAACAGGAGAAGAUACAUUUGUUGAUCCCCUCUCAAUGCAGUUCUCCCGGAAACGAAGAUACAGUACAUGAGGAUUACGUGUGUUUUGGAGAGAUGUUACUUUAUAAGGUAUAUUCUGCCCAACAGGCCAAUCCAAUGAUUGUGGAUGCAUACAAGUAAACACAUUGAGAUCUGCUGACCUUGAACAUGUUUAAAUUUUUCUUACCGAAUUAAAUGUUAGCCUACCUAUUUACUUUAGUUUGUUGUUAGUUGCCAAAAUUAUAUGAAGCGAUAUUGACAUAUGGGAUGCAUUCUAAAUGCCUGUUAGUUGGAGGAAUUUGCAAUUAUUAACAUUAUUCAAAACCUUUGUCAAAGUCACUGGAAUUAUACCACAGGUAUCAAAAUCACUGUGUAGCACCACUGUCAUUGUGUACUUCCAUGUUCUGUAGGCAACUGUUGGGUGUGAAGGGUACUAUAGCAUAAGGUAAAACUAACCUUUGUAAAGCAAAUAGAUCAUUGAUCAUUGGUUUUGUGUCCCUGUUGUGUACACAAACCAUUCAAGGAAAUAUUUAAAAUUAUACACACAGGUGGUUCAGAAGUGAUAAUAUACAACUUGGCAUGUGUUUAACAUGUACAGUGAUUGGAAUGGACUCUUUUCCCCAAGGUUCAGGUUUCUACCCCACACAGAAUGUUUGUCUGUUUAAAAUGGACUAUGUUAUCAUGAACAGUGCUGCAGAACCAUAGGUUUAAAUUGAUACACGUGAAGUGGAGACCAUGUUUCAAAUAUUGAAGCAUCUGCUGAAUUUGUCGAAAUUAUGUAUUGUAUAAUAUGAUAAUGCUUUUUUUUUUUUUUAAAUAGACCCCACUAGAGAAGUGUAACAUCACAUGUCUUAUUGACUCUUGUCGUACAAACACUACACUCUUAGAAAAAAAGGUUCUAAAAAGGUUAUUUGUGGAGGGAUAGGGUUCUACCAUGAACCGUUUUCAUCUGAAGAUCCCUUUUUGGAAGACAAGGGUUCUUUGUAAGGGAAAGGGUUCUACCUAGAACCUUUAAUAUUCUAAGAACAGUUUUUGGAGGAAAGAGUUCUUUGAUAAUUCUUUGGAUGGCAAUAAGGAUUCUUUGGAAGGCAAGGGUUCUUCAUAGAACCAUAUAUCAUACAGUAUUUCCCAGCAUGCUCUAGGUAGAACCAUAUACAGGGAGUUCUAUAACGAACACUAUAUAAAAGAUUCAAGAUAGAACCCUCUGCAAAGGGUUCCCCCUAUGGGGACAAUCCGAAGAACCCUACAAGGUACUACUAUUUAGCAGCUUUUUUCCCUAAGAGUGUAGAUACUGGAAUUGCAAUGGCAUGUUGUGUAUGGACAACCUACUUAGCCCCUACCGUGUGAGACGUAUUGAAUGUACAGGCCUAUAUAGUAAGUUUCCAGGGAUGUUGUUUUGAUAGUCUCUACUUUGUCUGCACUGUUUCUUCCGCUGCUCUGUUAAACUGGAGGUAUGCUAGCGUCAACUUGGCUUCUGAAGGAAGGACUUAAGUCAAUAGAAUCUCAGACCAAAGUGGCCGUGCUUUACUCUGGGCUUGGAGUAAUAGACAGCUACUGGCAUUGUAUUUGGCAUGUCAAAGGCAAAAGGUAUCACUGUUACCAUGGCGUCAGACAUGAAAAUGGGAAGAGGGCAAGGGGAGAAAGCUUCCCCCUCACUUGAUGUGAAGGAAAAAUGGGGAAAGGUCAUUGUUGUUUGAGAACACGGGCUUGCUGGUGUGUUGAGGGCUACCAGAGAUCCCCGUGGCCCUGUGGUGGAUAUGCCUACACUCAGUAAAACAAUCACUCAAUCACUGGGAAAAAAAAUAAAGAUUUGGAAGAGUGGUUAUUAUUCAAGAUAAUAAAAAGGUAUAGUGUAGCCACUUUCUUCUGUUCUGUCUGGAUUCCUCAAGAUUUGGAGCAGGGACAUGAAAAGAAAAUAGUUCUAGGCCCAUGAAAAAGGCCUGGCAUGUUAGAUGUUGGGAAUCCACAAUGUUUCGUCGCCUGAUACCUCCAUGCUAGUACAGACCAGACCACCCACCCAAAAUCUAGGAAUAUAGCGUUAUUUGUUAGCCGCUGCUACUUACCCGUCUCUCACUUGAAGUCUCUGGGAUCUUUUUUUUCUUCAUUUGAUUGGAUGACUAGGACAUUUGUGAAGGCGUUAGGAAGUACUGUAGACAAUCAGAAAUGUAUGCAAUUAGAUUACCUGUAUAUCUUUUAUGUAUCUACCUUCAUAAGUAAUAAGAUAGCACUGCUAACCCUGUGGCAACAUCCUAUUGUAUGUCCAGUUUUUUAAUUUUUAUUAAUGGGUCAUUCCCAACUUGUCCUACAAGUUUGCACCAUGUAAUGAAUACAAAGUUAUAAAGGUGACGGUCCCCUUUAAAGGGAUAGUUCAAGAUUUUGACAAUGAAGCUACGAGCUAGUUACCUCAAUGCUAACUAGCAUUAACACAAUGACUGGAAGUCUACUGGAACAGUUAGCAUUAGCACCAGUCAUUGUGCUAAUGCUAGUUAGCAUUGACUCGCAAAUACUGUACGCAGAGACAUAAAAAUGGUAUCCACUAGUUCAUCAGACUCUGGGGAAGUAGAUAACGGGUUUAUUGUUAGGUAGGUGAAUUUGACUUUAAUUGACGGUCUUGUGGCAUUUAAAGGAUUUCCUGCAGCUCACUUGUAAUGAAGAACUUAUGACAUAUCUCUCAAUGAAGGACAAUGUUUUUAGUGUCACUCUUAAGAAGGUGAGUAUGGUUUAUACAUGCUAUACCUGUGUUAAAAUCAUCCUGAAGCCAUGUCACACACAAAUAUAGUGACACACAUACACACACAAAGAUAAGUCUUUCUGCUCUGAAAACGAUACCUGAUGAAGUGGGGUUUGUCUGUCUGAGAAAAAAAAGUAUGUGAGUUAAUUUUAUGAUAAAUUAUGAAUUACUUUAGCAUUAGCAAUACUGAAAGAUACUUAUGUUAUGUGGAUACUUGAAUAGCGGUUCAGCCUGUUAUUAUUGUAAAGGGGUUUUCAAACUACUGUAAAACAAAUUGUUAUUUUUUUGUCUGAAAAUAAAUAUUUGUGUUUCAAA
This is a messenger RNA of Oncorhynchus kisutch (coho salmon), 7881 nucleotides long. RefSeq names its product anion exchange protein 3. Bases 285 to 4154 code for a protein of 1289 amino acids. The transcript is spliced from 25 exons. Gene Ontology annotation, biological process: transmembrane transport; monoatomic anion transport; bicarbonate transport. NCBI's taxonomy places the organism in Eukaryota, Metazoa, Chordata, Actinopteri, Salmoniformes, Salmonidae. Gene Ontology annotation, cellular component: plasma membrane. Gene Ontology annotation, molecular function: solute:inorganic anion antiporter activity; monoatomic anion transmembrane transporter activity. The record is from RefSeq and is a predicted model, not a curated record.